Spodoptera littoralis (African cotton leafworm) is the source of this 1329-nucleotide messenger RNA. The record is from the annotation of a GenBank genome assembly. NCBI's taxonomy places the organism in Eukaryota, Metazoa, Arthropoda, Insecta, Lepidoptera, Noctuidae.
AUGAAAUUCGAUGAAGAUUUGAUUGUCUUUUUGAUUCUACUAUUCUCAUGGGGAGAAUGUUUGUGGGAGCUGUAUUUGUCUCUGCGGCAGUUGAAAAUAUACAAGACUAACAACACCAUACCAAAUGACUUGAAGGAAAUGCUAAAUGAAGAAUCUUUCAAGAAAGCUCGUCUUUAUGGUAUAGACAAAUCUCGAUUUAAAAUAGUGAAAGAAUUAUACAGUAUAGUAUUAACAUCAGUGGUGUUAUACAAAAGGUGGAUUUAUGUGGCAUGGCAGCAAUCUGAAGAUAUUGCUGCUUAUUUCCACAUUACUCCUGAGAGAGAGAUUCUAGUCAGUUGUGUGUUUAUGAUAUUUGUUACAUUGUUCAAUUUUGUUGUCAACAUGCCAUUCACUAUUUAUGGUACCUUUGUAUUAGAACAAAAACAUGGUUUCAACAAGCAGACUGCAGGCUUCUUUAUAAAAGAUCAGUUAAAAUCUUUGUUACUGAACUUUGUCAUCACCCUCCCCAUUAUAUCCAUUGCUAUCUAUAUUAUAAUGCUUGGAGGAAACAUGUUUGUGGUAUGGUUGUGGAUGUUCACCACCGUAGCGACAUUGUUGCUGCUGACAAUAUACCCAUCUGUUAUUGCUCCUCUAUUUGAUAAGUUUGUACCAUUACCUGAUGGCUCUUUAAGGAAGGGUAUAGAAGGUUUAGCCUCAAGACUUCAUUUUCCUCUGUCUCAAAUAUACAUUGUUGAAGGAUCCAAGAGGUCAGCACAUAGUAACGCUUACUUUAGUGGUCUGUUUGGUAACAAGAGGAUAGUCUUAUUUGAUACCUUAUUGGAGAAGUUUGACGAAGAAAAGAAAGUAACUACAGGGUGCACAGAAAAUGAAAUUCUAGGAGUUUUAGCUCAUGAGCUUGGUCACUGGAGUUGCAGUCACAUUUAUAAGUCUAUUGCUCUCACUGAAGUUAAUUUGCUUCUUUUGUUCACUGCCUUUGGAUUCCUUUUCAAGUAUUCAAUGUUGUAUACAUCCCUUGGUUUCCCUGCUGGUCAAGAGCCAAUCAUUAUUGGUCUGAUUGUGGUCUUACAGAUGAUCCUUGCCCCAUACAAUUCCGUGUUAUCUUUCUUCGCCACAGCUCUCUCCAGGAAAUUUGAAUUUGAAGCUGAUAACUUUGCUGUUUCUUUAUCAUAUUCCAAUGAGUUAAGAUCUGCUCUUAUAAAGCUGGGCAAAGACAAUUUGGACUAUCCAAUUUAUGACAAAUUGUAUUCAGCAUGGUAUCACUCACAUCCGACUUUGUUACAUAGGAUUGAAAACAUAAGAAACCAAAUUACAAAUGAAAAGAAGGAUUAA